This is a messenger RNA of Trematomus bernacchii (emerald rockcod), 1020 nucleotides long. Its product is annotated as integumentary mucin C.1-like. The transcript has 4 exons. Lineage: Eukaryota; Metazoa; Chordata; Actinopteri; Perciformes; Nototheniidae. The record is from RefSeq and is a predicted model, not a curated record. Bases 208 to 1020 code for a protein of 270 amino acids.
GAAAGGACGUCCCAUUGCUCUUAAAACAAAUGUCCUGACUUCCUCUCUCUUCUACUGGUUUCCUUAGGUUCAUCCAAGCCCCCAGGAAUUGCGCCGGACUCUGAGGAAAAUAUUCGUUGUGUCCAAACUCCAAUAACACCCAGCUGCAGCCGCAGCAAGACGGUGGAGGUUGAACCUGCAGGAAGUUGAAGGAAGUGAAACUUCCAAAUGGUCAGAAGAGAGCGCGCCCAAAACGCUGACGCAAGGAUAUUUAAAGAGACAUGGAAGUUUAAAGAGAACGCAGAAAAAGACAAUAUGGAGCACCGAGUACAGACAAACAGCACAACAUUCCCAGAUGGAGCAUGCCCAGAGCUAAAAAAACUAGACUUGGACACUUUCAAGUGUCCAUUUUGUCACAGGACCGGGUCAUACCCUGGCUUGGUGGCUCAUUUGCAGAGCCACCAGAGGUCGCUUGUAAAAUAUGGAGGUUAUAAUGUCUAUAAAUGCCAUCUGGACUGUGUGGCCAGCAGCCAUUAUCACUGUGGCCUUUGCCCACGAAUCAUUGGGAGAAAGGAGAUGUUCUUUAAUCACUUUAAAAACUGCUGCACUCAACUUCCAACUACGUUGGCGUCAAUGGCUACAGCUCCAAAUAAAACAGUCACUCCGGCCACUGCUCCAAUGACAGCCACAACUAGGUCUCUGAUGAUUCCGGCAACUACAUCGACCGCUCCAGUGAUGGCCCCAGCGACCACAUCGACCGCUCAAGUGAUGGCCCCAGCGACCACAUCGACCGCUCCAGUGAUGGCCCCAGCGACCACAUCGACCACAUCGACCGCUCCAGUGAUGGCCCCAGCGACCACAUCGACCGCUCCAGUGAUGGCCCCAGCGACCACAUCGACCGCUCCAGUGAUGGCCCCAGCGACCACAUCGACCGCUCCAGUGAUGGCCCCAGCGACCACAACGACCGCUCCAAUGGAGGGUGUAAAUACCAAGCUUUGGAACAAACUCCCCUCUCUCCGGCAGAAACAGGAAAUGCUGUAA